This is a messenger RNA of Nomia melanderi (Alkali bee), 2928 nucleotides long. RefSeq lists its product as uncharacterized. Gene Ontology annotation, biological process: ubiquitin-dependent protein catabolic process via the multivesicular body sorting pathway. Gene Ontology annotation, molecular function: ubiquitin binding. NCBI's taxonomy places the organism in Eukaryota, Metazoa, Arthropoda, Insecta, Hymenoptera, Halictidae. The record is from RefSeq and is a predicted model, not a curated record. Gene Ontology annotation, cellular component: ESCRT I complex.
CUAUCGAUACAUCAUUGAAUCGAUUAUAUUUACCAAAAUUCAAUAUGGCCGUUUUAAGAGUUAUAAGUUUAAAACAUUGUAAGCUGUCAAAUACGAGUCAUUAUAUGUAGUAUAAAUUAUUUGAGUGAGAGAUAUACUGAUGUUUGUGUAUACUUUCGAAAAUAUACAGUGUCGAAUGUGAGAAGUUAUUUAAGAACAUGAAGAUGAAUAGCACAUACAGAAACAUGAGGUUAUGAUACGUAUGUCGUUUCUCACAACUGAAAAUUUUGACAAAUUAUUUUUCUGUUAUAUUUAUCUUUUGAUUGUGAAAUAUGGCACGUUCUUCAGUAUCGGCACAAUGUGAUUUAGUUGCAUCUUACAUGGAUGGAGUUCAUGUUAAAAUUGCAGAAGCCUAUAAACCUCCAAGGAAAGUGUGUUUGCCAGCUGCAUAUAAUAAUAAAUUACCUGACGUGUCAAAAUUAACUUAUAAUUUUACUUUGGAACGAUCAGUACUUGAAAAGAUGACAGAAUGGCGUAAAGUUAGGCAAGCAAGUAACAAAGCACGCCAUGCACGAUUAGACGAGAAGAGAAAGAAGGAAAAGAAAGAAUUUUCACCUCCUCCGCCACCUCCAUUACCUGACAACACAAAACAAUUACCUGUAAAUGCACCUGUGCCUGAAACAACUAUUCUUACUCCACAGCCUUUGUCUCCACCAGCUAAUGAUCUCCAAGAUCAUGUGAAAACAAAUGGAUUGGAUUUUGCAGACUUCGAUAAUGACACAAGUAGUCCAUUUGAUAAUAUGGAAUUAAAAACAAUAAAUGACAUGGAAGAACUUGCUCAGGUAUUGCAACCCACAUUUCAAUGGGCACCACCAGCUAAAUUAGAAAGUAUAUUGAAAGAUUUAACUGUUAACGAUCAAUCCAAUGUUCAUUCGGAUGAGAAAAAUGAUAAUAUUAAAAAUGAAACAAGUGAUCAGGAAGAAGAAAAUAUGGAGCAAACGGUUAAACACCGUAGUGUAUCUACAAUUGUUCAGGAACUACAAAGAGACUUAGAUAGACCUCUUAUGGAGGAUUGGAAACCUUGGCCAAAUUUAGAAAGUCCUAAUACUAGCUCUCAUGAAACUUCAAAACAAGAAGAACCAGUAGUGACAAAUCAAGCGUCUCUUAUGAAUUUAUUGCUAGACUUAACUGAGGAAGAUAAAAAAUUAGCUCGCCACUUAAGUGAUAUGGGAUUUCCUUUAUCACGAGCCGCUCGCGCUAUACGCAAUUUAGGUGGACAAGAUAAUAAGAAGAUUGUAGAAUAUUUGUUGGCUGUGCAGUCUUUAGAGGAGGUAGGAAUGUCUGGAGAGGAUGCAGAGAAGGCUCUUGCCCUCACAGAAUAUAAUCAAGACAAAGCCAAAGCUUACUAUGAGAAUUUAUGUACUUUACGAGAUUUAGGCUUCCCUGAAGAAGAAGCGUCUGCUGCACUUUUAAAAUGCAACAUCGAUCGUGAUAGAGCUUUAGAUUUUCUUAUUGCAUAAAUAUAAAAUUAUAUACAAAAUAUUUGAAAAAAUAUGGUCUAAAAAAAUUUUUUUACUGCACAAAGGAGUAGAAAUUGAUUUAAAAUGUAAAUAAACUAAUGGCUACACUACCUUCAAAUGAACAUUUAGCAAUUAUUUUAUUGUAUAAUAGAAACUGAAAUACCAACUAUUGUAAGAUACGAUCAGUGUGCAUGUAUGAUGUACACUAAGUGCUGCUAAGAAACAUUUUAAUUGUCACUUUAAGUAUUACAAGAGUUACAACAAGUUUUAAAUCCAAUUUAAAAAUAUGGAACUCUUUUAUUUUUGUUUAUACAUUAUAUUUACAGAAUUACCUAUUAAAUGAAAUCAGUAUCAUUAAUUUACAUGAUACCAGUCAUGGCUAACUGUCAUGUUGGUAUAUUUAAUAAAUUCAGAUGCACAUCUGUAAAAUUGAGAUAAGAUCUUUGAUAUCAUAUACAAAUAUAUAGACAAUAUAUAUCUCACCUUUUGCAACAACAUAGCGCAACUGUUGUUAUAGACUCUACAUGGUGGCUGACACCAAUAAUAACCCAAGCUUCUGUGAAGAUUGGCUGUUGGCAUUGAGAAUGUACGCAAAUACUAACAGGUCCAUUCAUUAACAAGUUACAUGAGCCACAAUUAAUCGGAUACAUUGUAAAAUCAUGUUUUUGUUGACUACUCAUUGGAAUUGGUUCAUAAUGAACAUUUAUAUUUAUAGGCGAUGUUGAAAUAUUAAGUGUAUGCUUAUACCUAAAAUGAAGUAUCAAAAGUUCUGGUUAUGAAAGUAUUGAGAAACAUUAGGUACACUCCUUAAAAACAAUGUGAUUCAUAACAUUGCAGUAGUUACCUCUCAGUAUAAGUUUUCUUUAAAGCUAAUUCCCAUAAUGAAACAACCGUAUUUUCAUGGAUAUUAUGAACUUUUAGAAGUUGUCGCGGCAGUUCAAUUGUAAAACCAGUAUCUUCUCCAUGUAAUGUAUUUAUUUUUACGUUCAACUUUAUAUUUGUACGCAGUACUGUACUUUCAUAAUGCGAUUUGAAACAUCUGUGAUUGUGUAUAUAUAUGUAUGCAUUUGUAAAUACAAACAUAAGUAUGAAUUUCUUAUUAUUGGAAAUUAAAUAGAAUAUAAAAAUUGUAUUGUGCACUAGAUUACACUAGAAUAUUUGAGUACCUUUGAAAACCUAAUGAAUGCUAAAGUGUUACUUCAAAUUUAUUUAUAUGUAUUUUAUAUUAAUUAAAAAUUUACUUACCCAUAACUCAGAAUAUUUCUUUGAUCAUGCAUAUAAGAGUUCUGGAUUUGAGAAGUCAAUUGAUAAAGAAGUGGAUAAGAUAAAUAAUUUAAAGAUGCAUUUGCAUCAAAACGAAUGCAAGGAGAUGAUACAAAUCCAUUUAGUGGUAAAUACCUUAGCCUAUAUAAAAGUUAUUCUGUGUAAA